Saccharomycodes ludwigii is the source of this 2043-nucleotide messenger RNA. It is a transcript of the gene NIP100, whose product is annotated as Nip100p. The transcript has a single exon. Bases 1 to 2043 code for a protein of 680 amino acids. The record is from RefSeq and is a predicted model, not a curated record. NCBI's taxonomy places the organism in Eukaryota, Fungi, Ascomycota, Saccharomycetes, Saccharomycodales, Saccharomycodaceae.
AUGAACAAAGAAGAUGUCGAAAGAUUAAAAAAUAUCAUUAGUAAAUUAGAAAACAAGGUUUACUUGUUGACUCAGAAGUAUCAUGAAUUAGAAAUUGAAAAAAAUAAAAAGAGUAAUGAUAGCACUUUAGAACAACAAUUAGAAGAACUGAUUAUCGAUAAAGAAACUUUAGAGGAAUAUAAUGCCAUUCAAAAAUUGGAAAUUGAUAAUCUUUUGACUAAGAAUCAAAAUUUACGACAGAGGUUAAAUACUUUAGUAGAAACUACUAAAUAUGGUGAUUUAACCUUGAAAUAUGUAGAACUACAACAGACUUUGAAUGAAUUAUCAAGUAAAUAUACAACUUUAGAGAAAGAUAAAACACAAAAAAUACAAGAAAUUGAUGACUUAAAGUCAACUAUCCAGGUUUUAGAAUCGGACUUAGAUAAUACUUCUAAAGAAUUAGUUACUACACUACACAAACUUGAUGAAUUGAUACCACUAGAAGAUAUCACAUUAAUGGAAAUUGUGGACAAGUUGACAGCAGAAAAUCUAGAUUUGAGUGAAAAAAUUGAAUUAUUAUAUACUGAAAAUGAAAAGAUACAAACUCAGUUAUGUAAUGAAAAAGACUUAAGCAACAACUAUCAGUUGUUUAACACUGAAUUGACCAAGGAAACUCUAAAUUUACAACAAAAACUUGAAGAAAUAGUUUUUAAAUUAUCCAAACUUAAAAAAGAAUAUGAUGAUUCGAAAUUAUUACUAAAAAAAAGGGACAUUGAGAUUUCAAGGUUUCAGAUUGAAAUGGAAAAUAUUAGCCAUUUAAAAACCAUAGCAGAAUUAAAGAACAAGUUGUAUUCCAAGGUUAAUUACAGCUCCUUGCAACUUUCCAUUUUUUUAAUUGAAUUGGCCAAGCAGGUUAUUAGUAAUAACCACGUAUUCAACAUUGAAACUUAUCAAAAAAAAAUAGAAAUAUCAUAUAAUUUAAUUUAUUUGAGUUUCAUUUACAAAAGUUUUCCACAGUUAAUAGUACGUAAAGAACUCACAACAAAUAUUAUACAAUUUUUGGAUUUUAACAAUAUAUCAAUACCUUCGUUAGAUGCUAUUGUAUCGCCACAUUUAAAUUAUAUAUACGAGACUUUAUUUUAUUUGGUAAAUUUUUUACUUUCAGAUAUGAUUAGCAAUAUACCACAAACUGGAAGUAUCCAAGUACUUUACGAAAAACGUUUAGAAAUAGAAAAUUUGUUAAAAACAAAAUGUUCUGAACUAGAGAGUACUGAAACAUAUUGUGUUAACGAAAAGCCAAAUUUAAUAUUUGAAAAGUUUCAUUUAAUGAUUGUGUUGCCCUUACUUGAUAUUAUCCAUAAUUUAAAUGAUGAGAAGAUAGCAGUAGUGAUAAAGAAUUUAAACCAGUAUGUGGAUUUUGUUCAACAUUGGGAAGUGACAUCCAUAAAAGAUACCAACAAACCAGUCUCCCAAUUUCAAGAGUUACCAUUAAUCCCUUCAGAACAAGAAACCAGUAAGAGAGAAAACUUUAAAUUGUACCAAAAAAAAGUUGAGGAAUUAAAUCUCAAAAUUAAAACAUUAGAGUCUAAAAUAGUCAAAUUAUUAAAGAAUGAACAAAAUCUAAAGAGCUUGACAUUUAAUAUGGACGAAGUUCAAAGGCAAAAUGAAGAAAUGAAGACGAAAUAUAAAACACUGGAAAUUGAAAAUAUAAAAUUAAAUGAGCGGAUUAUUGAAUUAUCAAUAGCUUCUUUUCAAAAAUUGAAAUCUAAAAAUUUUGUUCAAACUUUUCAAGUCUAUAGCGCUUGGGAUAAAGUUGAGUUGUUACAAAAAAUUAAUGACUUACAAGAAUAUAUAUCAAAAACAAGUAGCAAGACAGAAAAUGUAACUUAUGAUUGGCUUGAUGAAUGGGAAUUUAAACCGCAUAAGAAAUUGCAUACAAAAUUCAAAAAUAAUUUCCACGAAUUAAACCAUUUAAGCAAGAAAAUAGUGACAAAUCCAGGAAAAAUAAAUCCAUCUAUUAAAUUAUAUAAUUUGUUAACAAAUUUCAAUGACACAUCUAUAUAG